UCCGCGCCGAGCGCAGUUCGCCCUUCUCCUUUCAAGCACCGGAAACCGUCCGACGCGUACGACUCCGCGCGUCUCCCUCCUGGGACAAGAUAAAUAAACAUUUAACGGACUUUGAUCACGAACAAACGUUUACAAUGAGUUAUUGACUCUCUCAUUGAGUCACAAGUCACCGAACUCCAUGGACGAAAUAUAUCCAUAUUAACGUUCUUUCAUUGUUUUGAAUUUCCUUUUUGGCAGUUGGACUUGGUUGGGGCUAUGUGUGUUUUUUUUUUUUUACUUCAUGUAAUGUGGAUGUUACCUGUGUCCGUGGCUGUGUCCGUGGCUGUGUCCGUGGCCGUGGCUGGAGGAUGAGCGCCGGCGUGGCAGGGGACGCGACACUAACUCAUACUAUGCAGGCAAGCCUGUAGGGUAGACCAGGCUGAGCCCCCUGAUGAGUUGAGUCUCCUCUCCUCUCCCAGCGUAGCCAGGUGGGAUGUCCCAGAUGUGUGUCCUCUUAUCUCUGCUCACCCUCUCUGGCUACACCCAGGUCUCCUCGGCUAAAUCUCUGAAACUCCUGAUGGAACAAUGGACGAGCUACAAGAACCAGUGUUCUCAGAGCAUCGUCGCCACGCCUCCCGCCACAGGACUGGUGUGUAACAGGACGUUUGACCAGUAUGCCUGCUGGCCCGAUGGACUUCCUGGAACAACAGUCAAUGUCUCAUGUCCAUGGUACCUGCCCUGGUACCGCAAAGUCCAGCAGGGUGUGGUGUAUAGAGUGUGCAGUGGGGACGGACGCUGGGCCCCAAAGAACACCAGUGAGUGUGAGCAGGACGACCCAGGACAGCAGCACUAUGGUAGCAUCCUCAGUAAGUUCCGGGCCAUGUACACAGUGGGCUACUCCCUCUCCCUCGGAGCCCUGGUAUUGGCUUUGGGCAUCCUGGUCUCAUUCAGGAAGCUCCACUGUAUGAGGAACAACAUCCAUAUGAAUCUGUUUUCCUCCUUCAUCCUGCGUGCUGUCUCCAUCCUGAUUAAAGAUGUCCUGCUAGACUCCCUGUCCGUCCCCCUGGCCCCCGGGGCUGACACCCACCAUCAGACCGUUGCCGGGUGCCGUAUCGCCAUGGUGAUGAUGCAGUACAGCGUCAUCGCCAACAACUAUUGGCUGCUGGUGGAAGGCAUCUACCUGCACAGCCUCCUGGUCAUCACCGUGUUCACUGAGAGAAACUACUUCUGCAUCUACCUGUUUAUCGGCUGGGGUGCUCCUCUGAUAUUCGUGUUGCCGUGGGUGAUAGUCAAAUACCUGUACGAGAAUGAAGAGUGCUGGGAGAGGAACAUCAACAUGGGUUACUGGUGGAUUAUACGUUCUCCCAUCCUGUUAGCUUACCUGAUGAAUUUCUUUAUCUUCAUCCGGAUUAUAAAGAUCCUGAUGUCGAAGCUCAAGGCCCAUCAGAUGAGAUACACAGAUUACAAGUUCAGGCUGGCUAAAUCCACUCUGACCCUUAUCCCUCUGCUGGGUAUUCAUGCCAUCCUCUUCACCUUAGUCAUCGAUGAGUCCGUCCCCAAAGGUUCCAAGAUGCGUCUCAUCCGCCUCUUCUAUGACCUCCUCUUCAACUCCUUCCAGGGCCUACUGGUGGCCAUCUUGUAUUGUUUCGUCAACAAAGAGGUCCAGUCUGAGAUGUUGAAAAAGUGGAAGAGAUGGAAGCUGGGUAAAGACAUCGAGGAAGAGUACCGUCAUACAUACAGCCACACGCCUCACGUCAAGAGCGGCAGCAUCGUCACCGGCAACCUGGCCGGUGUCCAAGACAACGGCAGCGACCCUAAAGACUCACAGUUAACCCCCAACCCCGACUACGACCCAGAUCCUAUCCCUGCCUCAACCUCCAUCACCCCCAAUGAGAGCAGUAGACUGGUGGGGUCCUGCCACAACAGGACGGAUAAAGCAAAGACUCAAUCCUCCCUGCAGUGUCCCUCCACACCACACGGUGGCACUAACAACUGCAGCACUCUGAUGGAGGACGUUUGUCUGGAGGAGAGGGCGCAGAGUUAUACACGCCCAGAGGAGGGCGCCGAAAGCAACUUCUGACCAACGGGGGAAGACCAUCCCCGGCCUAUGGAUUGAUUGGUUGAUUGAUAGAUAGAUUGCUAAAGUGUUCUGGUGUAGAAAGAGACAACACACCUACUGGAGGGGACCGUUAAUGCACUGCAGGUCCAGAUCCUAUGGAUUGAUUGGUUGGUUGAUUGAUUGAUUGGUUGACUGCAGGUACAGAAGGCUCGAUAGUCUAAAAUAUGAAAUAUUUUACUGUUUCUUUUUCUGUGACCAUAUUUUGACCACACGGGAUGGACCACGUUCCCCACUGUGUUCAGGACCUCAAGGAAAUCUCUUCGUUGACCACGAACAUCACGGUUGACGAGAACUACUGCUAAAGGAAAACUAGCAGGCCUGCUAGCUGUGUCCAUGUGUACGACCGCCAACCAAACGCUACCCUCGCUCAACAACUCCCUGGCUGUGCUCCGAUUCUCCUCCCUUUUCUAGAAGUGUGCACUAGCACCCCCGUCAAUCAUUUAAAGCAUAGGAUUGGUGUAGGUUCACAUUGGCUGGAGGUAUUUACCCACCGUUUUCAAAUUCAUGUGAGAAAGUGUGUAAGUCCACACCGUGUGUCCCUGUUCUCUACUGCUAUGGAGGCCCAAAUGGAGCCCUAUUCCCUAUCUAGUGCACUACUUUAGACCAGAACCCUAUUCCCUAUAUAGUGCACUACUUUAGACCAGAGCACUAUUCCCUAUAUAGUG
Messenger RNA from Salvelinus namaycush (lake trout), 2763 nucleotides. Its product is annotated as glucagon receptor-like. The record is from RefSeq and is a predicted model, not a curated record. Lineage: Eukaryota; Metazoa; Chordata; Actinopteri; Salmoniformes; Salmonidae. Bases 473 to 2059 code for a protein of 528 amino acids. The transcript has 14 exons. Gene Ontology annotation, biological process: cell surface receptor signaling pathway; adenylate cyclase-activating G protein-coupled receptor signaling pathway. Gene Ontology annotation, molecular function: gastric inhibitory peptide receptor activity; peptide hormone binding; glucagon receptor activity. Gene Ontology annotation, cellular component: plasma membrane.